CCUCUGUCCUUGCUGCAGAUUGAAAUGCUAGAACACAAGUACGGGGGCCACCUCGUGUCUCGGCGCGCCGCCUGCACCAUCCAAACCGCCUUCCGCCAGUACCAGCUCAGCAAGAACUUCGAAAAGAUCCGCAACUCGCUGCUAGAGAGUCGCCUGCCUCGGCGGAUCUCCCUGCGCAAGGUACGGGCGCCCACCGCCGAGAGCUUGGCGGCAGAGAAGGCGCUCAUGGAAGGCUAUGGGCUCAUGGGGCUGCCGCUGGUGCGCUCGCCCUCCCUGCAGCCCGCCUUCGCGGGCACGCUCACCGAGCUGGAGGACUCCUUCACCGAGCAGGUGCAGUCCCUGGCCAAGUCCAUCGACGACGCCCUCAGCACCUGGAGCCUCAAGACCAUGUGCUCCCUGCAGGAGGGCAGCGCUUACCAGAUCCACCAGGCUCUGCACGCGGGCUCCGGGCAGCCUGGCCUGGAGGCUGAGAUGCAGGAGCCCGAGAGAGCAGGCCCAGGGCCCGGGGAUGAGGCCUCGGAACCUGCCGGCCUGCCCCAGGGCCACGGCGGGACCCUCAUGAUGGCUUUCCGGGACGUCACCGUGCAGAUUGCCAACCAGAACAUCUCUGUCUCCUCCUCCACUGCUCUGUCUGUGGCCAACUGCCUGGGUGUGCAGACAGCCCAGGCCACAGUAGAGCCCGCGGCCAGCAAAGGCGAGCAGGGCGAGGCCCGGGAGGCCCCUGCUGCGGGCCAGGGGGACACGCUGAGCAGCAGCAGCACAUCCACCAAGUCGGCCAAGUCGGGCUCGGAGGUGUCGGCCGUGGCAUCCAAGGAGGCCCUGCAGGCCAUGAUCCUGAGUCUGCCCCGCUACCACUGCGAAAACCCGGCCAGCUGCAAGUCGCCCACUCUCUCUACCGACACCCUGCGCAAGCGGCUCUACCGCAUCGGCCUCAACCUCUUCAACAUAAACCCGGACAAGGGCAUCCAGUUCCUGAUAUCGCGCGGCUUCAUCCCUGACACGCCCAUUGGCGUGGCACAUUUCCUCCUCCAGCGCAAGGGCCUCAGCCGCCAGAUGGUCGGAGAGUUCCUGGGCAACAGCAAGAAGCAGUUCAACCGCGACGUUCUGGACUGUGUGGUAGACGAGAUGGACUUCUCCAACAUGGAGCUGGACGAGGCCCUGCGGAAGUUCCAGGCGCACAUCCGAGUGCAGGGGGAGGCCCAGAAGGUGGAGCGGCUCAUAGAGGCCUUCAGCCAGCGCUACUGCAUGUGCAACCCCGAGGUGGUGCAGCAGUUCCACAACCCCGAUACCAUCUUCAUCCUGGCCUUCGCCAUCAUCCUCCUCAACACCGACAUGUACAGUCCCAACAUUAAGCCGGACCGGAAGAUGAUGCUUGAGGAUUUUAUCCGAAACCUGCGAGGUGUGGAUGAUGGUGCUGACAUCCCCAGGGAGCUGGUGGUAGGCAUCUAUGAACGGAUACAGCAGAAGGAACUCAGGUCCAAUGAGGACCACGUCACAUAUGUCACCAAGGUGGAAAAGUCCAUUGUGGGCAUGAAGACAGUGCUGUCGGUGCCACACCGCCGCCUGGUGUGCUGCAGCCGGCUCUUCGAGGUGACGGAUGUGAACAAGCUGCAGAAGCAGGCGGCACAUCAGAGGGAAGUGUUCCUCUUCAACGACCUGCUGGUGAUCCUCAAACUGUGCCCAAAGAAGAAGAGCACCUCCACGUACACCUUCUGCAAGUCCGUCGGCCUGCUGGGCAUGCAGUUCCACCUCUUUGAAAAUGAGUAUUAUUCUCAUGGCAUCACACUGGUGACCCCUCUGUCGGGCUCAGAGAAGAAGCAGGCGCUGCACUUCUGUGCCCUGGGCUCAGACGAGAUGCAGAAGUUCGUGGAGGACUUGAAGGAGUCCAUCGCGGAGGUGACAGAGCUGGAGCAGGUCCGGAUAGAGUGGGAGCUGGAGAGGCAGCAGGGAAGGAAGAUGCUCUCCUUCAAGGCUGGGGGAGCCCAGAUGGACCCGCAGUCAAAGCAAGGAUCACCCACAGCCGAGAGGGACGCUGCACUGGGGGAGAAGCCCACGGAGAGCCCCGGGGAGGUGUCAAUUCACAACAGGCUUCAAACGUCCCAGCACAACUCCAGGCUGGGGGCCGAGAGGGGAGCGCCAGCUCCAGCACCAGCACCACCGCCAGACCCACAGCCUAGCCCUUUGAGAGAGCAGCCCCUGCCGCUGCCACCGCUGCCGCCCACACCCCCCGGCACCCUGGUGCAGUGCCAGCAAAUUGUCAAGGUCAUUGUCCUGGACAAGCCCUGCUUGGCGCGCAUGGAGCCCCUGCUGAGCCAGGCUCUCUCCUGCUACACCUCGUCCUCCUCUGAUUCCUGCGGCUCCACACCUCUGGGCGGCCCGGGUUCCCCUGUCAAGGUCAUCCACCAGCCUCCGCUGCCCCCGCCCCCACCCCCUUACAAUCACCCUCACCAGUUCUGCCCACCCGGCUCCCUGCUGCACCGCAGGCGCUACUCCAGCGGCUCCAGGAGCCUGGUGUAGCCCUGCCUCCCGCAGCCUGCUGCUCCAGGAAGGUCGGCCACCAGGGGGCCUCAGCUGCCCCUUUGCUGCUCCCCAUAUCCUGGCAUCCGUAGUCACUGUUUGGAAAGAGAACCCUGAUCCCUGGCACUUGGAUUUGCCUGGUCCGGCCACCCUGCCCUUACUCAGCUGAGCAUUCCCCAAACCUGGAGACAGCACCUCCCUCUCCUGGGGCCCCGCACAGCCAGAUGAGGCGAUACCUGUGGCCACCACUCUCCCCAGUCAGACCAUAGAGUGAAGAAACUCAGAGCUGAGGGGCUGAGCAGCUUUCAGGCUUGGGUACUAUUCAUGGCCCAGCCUCAGCCCAUGGGCAGGCUUGGGAGGCUAGGGUGGCUGGCAGUGACAACAGAGCCCCAGGUGGAGGGUGGCUGAGCUGAAUGGAAGAGGGUAGCGGGCAGAAGGCAGAAGGAGGAGCUUGUUCUGCUCCCCUGUCCCCAGCCCAGCCAUCUCAGGAGGCUGCUCCUAGUCCCCAGGGACAUUAGCUGUCCUGGCCUCCUCCCCUCAGGCCCUUCUCAAGAGCUGACUCCAGGAAAGCUUUGAGAAAGGGAGGAGGAGCGAGGAGCACUUGGCUCUCUCUAGUUUAGUUCAGCAGGGCCAUGAGAUUACGAGGUCAUAUAUCUGCAAAAUGCACUUUUUAAAAAGCAUUCAGUAGUUCCCUAGCCCCAAAUAAAACCCAGCCAGUGCCAAAUGCACACAAGUGCUGGCAUGUAAACAUGCACCAGAACCAGGUUAAUUUCAGAAAUGAGUGGAUGGGUGCUGAUCCACCCAGUGGGCGUUCUAGUGGAGGUUCUACUGGGCCCGGAGUCCGGGUUUGUGUUACUCAGCAGCCUCCAGGAAAAACUUGGAUACCAAAGUACACAGGAUCAUGAGGCCCCAGAGGACUCAAGUCUCCCUGCUGCCUCAGCCUUUAAUAGUCCCAAGUGAAGGCACAGAUCCCCUCCAGCGAGACUGGCUGAGUCCCUUAACGUCACAAAGGAGAGCCAAGCAGGGCUGCUGGCCUCCCAGGGUGAGCAGGAGCAGAAAGCCACCCUCAGGUCUCCACGAAGCCUGAGCCUGAGGAGAGACAGCCCAUCCUCAAAGCCACGGGUCAGUGCCCUGGCCACCCCAUCAUGGAGGUUUCAGGAAGUAUCUGCUGCAAGCCCAGCCACACUGUGGUCCUGUGCUUGCAGCUACAGCUGUCCUUCCUCACAGUCCUUCCUCUUGGAGCCUGUUUAUAAAGCCUCCAGGGAGAUGCAAUAGAUAACGGCUACGUCUAAAGUGAAUUGGCUUCUCCAGCCGCACAGCAUGCCCUGGACUGCAGCAUCCUGGGCCAGGGAGGAGGCAAGGAUACUCUCUGCCCUCAGAGGGGCCAGGUGACCUAGUUUCCUGUGUAAGCAUAUGAACACCCAGACGUCAUCAUGAGGUCACUCAGUGAGUUUAUUUCUGGCUCUGUCUUUGUCAGCCUGGUUUCCGUAACUUGGGACCAAUUUGCCGUCUCCCUCCUGACUCCCAGCCCAUUUGUUUCCCCCACACUGGCAGCCUCAGCCCCUCCGGGGACUGUUCUGAACAGAGAUGCUUUCCGAGCCUGGAGGAGUGAGACAGCUGACAAAUGAGGCCAAAAUCCAGACACCUUGCUGCCCUGAGCCAGGGUCUCCAGGGGAGAUGGAGCUGCAGGGGUGGCAGUGGGUGAAUCUUGAGUGAGAGUGCUGAAAAUGGAGUACAAAUUACGAAUAGGAGACAAGGUAUGAGGUAUGAAAGAAUAGAGUAAUGAGUGCAGCUAAAUGUACUUAUGGGGUGGGAGAGAUUGGUGCCAAGGGCUGCUUGAGAAGGGCACAGCCCUAGACAGCUCUGCGCCCACUGUCAGGUCCCUGGUUCCUGCUCACAGUGUGAGCAAAGUGUCCUCCUUCCCAGUUGGCGGGCACAGCAAUGCCUGCCCCUCCCUCCCUCUCAGCCAAAGUCCAACUUCCCUGAUGGCAGCAACCAAGGUUUUAGGGCUGGCUCAUGCACAUUCUCUGGGGCCCUGGAUGUCCAGGCCCCAUCCCCAUCCCCAGGUCAGAGGCUCAUCUUGGCUUGCUGCAAGGUGGCCCUGGGCCCCAUGGGCAACAGGGGCCUCUUGCACAGAAAGAGACCAGCCUGGGGUGGACAGCACAGAGCAGCCUGAACCAGGAAGGGUCUGGACAGGAGUCAGCAGGAUAAGAAACCCCUCUGGCUCUUUCCCAGAGACUGGGGACUUCCUCUCCUUUCCCUAUGGGAGCAGCCACAUCAGGGGCUCCCAGAGGGCCCAGCAGAGAUGCUCAGGGGCCCUCCUGCUCUCCCAAGACUAAGGGCAGUGCAGUGCUGACUGAGCCCCAAGCACCCUGAAACAGCUCCACUUCUUUGACCCUCUAGGCCUUACUCUGGGGUACCUGGCUCCUCUCCCAUUUUAUCCAUUUGGCCCAAGUCCAGAGUCAAGAGUGGGAGAUGCAACUAGCUUCCUCAUCCCUUCCGGGCAAGUCCACUGCCAGACCUGAAGUGGGCCCUGUCUGACACUCGUCCUGGAAGCUGCCUGCCUGCCUGCCUGUCUGUCUGUCUGUCUAGCUCAAAGGUAUCUUGCUCCCACACACACUUAGGUCCUGGACUCUGACUCCCCACCACCCACCCACCUGUCCACCAGAGCCUGCCAGGAUAUCUCUGGUAGGCAAUAGGCUUCCCUGGUGACCAUCUGUCUAUCUGUCCCUGAAUCUGGGGAGGCCUCCCUUCUCACUGAACCCCUCCCUGCGCACACCCUUCACCCUGCUGGAGACACGGCUCUCUAGGUAAAGGCAGGGUGGCUGCACCUAGCAAUUAAUCCAAAUGGCAAAUAUUUUGUAAUAAAAUAGCCCAGAGGUAUUUUAUCUGUUCAAUUCAUAGAGUUUUAGAGAUUAUAUUGAAAUAUGUCACUUGAGGAAA
This is a messenger RNA of Fukomys damarensis (Damara mole-rat), 5460 nucleotides long. It is a transcript of the gene Iqsec3, whose product is annotated as IQ motif and Sec7 domain ArfGEF 3. Gene Ontology annotation, molecular function: protein binding; guanyl-nucleotide exchange factor activity. Bases 25 to 2517 code for a protein of 830 amino acids. Gene Ontology annotation, biological process: regulation of ARF protein signal transduction; actin cytoskeleton organization. The record is from RefSeq and is a predicted model, not a curated record. Lineage: Eukaryota; Metazoa; Chordata; Mammalia; Rodentia; Bathyergidae. The transcript has 12 exons.